Angiostrongylus costaricensis is the source of this 390-nucleotide messenger RNA. The record is from the annotation of a GenBank genome assembly. Lineage: Eukaryota; Metazoa; Nematoda; Chromadorea; Rhabditida; Metastrongylidae.
UCUGUGGAGUCCACGUCGGAGUUUUGCAAAUAUCUCAGCAUCAUUGUGGUUUUGUCAAAUAUGUCAAUAUCCUUGUUGAAGUUACGAUGUUAUCAGUGCAAUCAGCCGUACCAAUGCGGCCAUGGUGUCUGCUACGGCGAUAUGUGCGUGAAAACCUCAAUAUCGCAAAACAAUGCCUAUGUGAGCAAAGGAUGCGAGAAUGUUACACAUGCAAUGAGCCACUAUGAGCCACAACUGAAGCUGAAGAGUUAUUGCCGCACAGAAGUGGUGUUCGGCAUUGAGAGCACAAUCUGCUACUGCCGCGACGGUGACUUUUGUAAUAUGUCGCCACCAUCUCUUCUAAAUUCUCUCGUCGUUAUUAUACCUUCGUUGUUUCAAAGAAUCUUGUGA